Messenger RNA from Beta vulgaris subsp. vulgaris (sugar beet), 2279 nucleotides. RefSeq lists its product as uncharacterized. Bases 474 to 2279 code for a protein of 601 amino acids. The transcript is spliced from 7 exons. Gene Ontology annotation, molecular function: protein phosphatase regulator activity; protein phosphatase 1 binding. Gene Ontology annotation, cellular component: plasma membrane. The record is from RefSeq and is a predicted model, not a curated record. Lineage: Eukaryota; Viridiplantae; Streptophyta; Magnoliopsida; Caryophyllales; Amaranthaceae.
UCAUGUUGCACUUAUUCGUCAAAAUGCCGAGAUUGCCAAAUUUUUGUUGGAGAAGGAUCCUGAUUUGGUUUAUGUUGUCAACAAAUCUAAGGAAACACCCCUUCAUCUUGCAGUCAAGCACCAUGUUAUUAACUAUGAAAGCUAUGCAGCAACGACCAUGAUAAAAAAACUAAUGAUCAGUAAGGGAGAAGCAGCCUGACGAAAAUGGUUUAACUCCUCUUCAUAGAGCAGCAUCACUCAGGACACCUUAUAAUCUGCGGGUCAUAAGAAUUAUACUUAACCAUUGGCCACAGUCUGCAGAGGUCCGCGAUUCUCUUGGCAACUCCAUCUUACACCUUCUAAUAAGUAAAAUCCCCAACUACCAAGAAGGUAACAAAUUGCUUAAACUUAAAGAGAUAUAUGCUCUCAGGGAUUAUCAGAACCAACAAGGAGAUACACCACUACAUAUUGCUGCAAGGAAUAAGGAUUCUAGUAUGGUGCGGGUUCUAUUGGAAUGCUCAACCAAAAUCAGCAUCAACAACAUGGAUGGCACCUCAGCAGCAUCUUUAGUUCAAGAAAAGAGUCUGCUUGAGAUGCUAAGGAAACGAACUAUGACAGUGGAGGAAUCUGAAGCAGCAGACAGAGCAAACAUAACCGUUCUAAGAGAAAGAAUGAGCAGGCUAGGAAUGAAAUUCUUACUCUCACACGAUUCCAAGGGAAGGAAUGUUCUUCAUAAAUUAUUGCAUAUAAAUUUAGAACGCUAUAUAGUGCAAAAUGACUUUGUAGAUUUUAUCAGAACAGUUCUCGGUCGCUGUCCAGCGCUUAUUUCUCAGACAGACUUUAAAGGGGAUACUCCUGUUCAUGUCCUUGUGCGGAAUCAUCCUCAAACAUCAAUUCAUGUUGCUUUAUCAGAUCCAUCUAACACCCAACAGAAGGAUGUUACUUAUAAAAUGUCAUCAUUGUUGGAAUCAAGCCUAUUGUCGGUGUUGGUGGAGUUAUGCCAUCAGUGUAUCCUUACGAAUCAAGAAGAGGCUAGUCUCGAUGGAGUUCGUUAUGACACAAUAUGGUUGGUACAGAAUACAGAUGGCAAUACGCCUCUCCAUGAGGCACUCAUAGCAACUAACCAUGGAUUGGCAAUGAGAUUGCUAGAGCAUGAUCAAAGAUCUGCUGGUUUAGUCAACAAACGUAAGGAAACACCAUUGCAUCUGCUUACUAGACAUCCCUUAGAUACCGAGCAUCCCGACAAAGUACACAUAGAGCUGAUGGUAAAGGCAAAUAUGGGCGCAGCCUAUUCGCUUGAUAACGGGGGCCUCACCCCCUUACUGCGAGCAUUUCAUACUGGCAACCUACAUGCCGUUGCAAUCUUAUGCAGUGUUUCCCCAGAAGCAGCAGAAAUUUCUGACGCUAAGGGUCACACAUUUUGGCACCUUGUUAUAAAUCAUCCAUCCAUCUACUACUUCUUUCGCCUCCUUCGAGAUGAAACUUUAAGAGAUCUGUUGAAAUUGAAGGACAAAGAUGGAAACACGCUGUUCCGGUAUGGGACAAAUCACAGGGUUCUGAACCGGCGUUCUACCUUUGAGGUGGGUGAGACAUCCCAUAGACCGGUACCUAGGGAGAUCCCGGCCUCUCCUGUCCACUCCGAUGCUGUGGAGAGUGUGGAGAAAUAUGUAGCCGGGACGGAUGAGGAGUCUACCACCUUAGAGGCCGAGUCGGAUUCUGACCGAGAGGACCCUCCCGAGAUAAUCCCUGAGGAUUCUGAUGAGGAUACCCUAGCGGAACUGUACAUGCCUCCCAGUGAUGAGGGCUGUGCUGGAAGACGGCUCGCCAAGGGUAAAGGGGCCGGGAAGAAAGGAAUCCCUGAUAACGAGCUUGAGGGCCGUGGCGGGUGGAUGUCAUAUACACGAAAGCGGGAAGUUAACGGUCUACCCAAACCUAGCUCCCUCAAGCUCUGGAGAGGCCGAUUUUUCUGGGUGCGCGUUCCUGACGAUUUCCCUUUGAGACGUCAAUGGACUAAACCCCGUUCCCGCAUGGAACAUAUCAGGGAUAGGGGUUUAACCCGCCGGGAACGUUUGGCCUUUGACUACUUUGCGUCGGACUCUAUCCCGGCGCUGAGAGGCAAGAAGAGGAUACCAGUUCCCAAGCAAGGAUUUCUUGAUCCGCGAAGCCCUUCACGUCGACAGAUCUUACCGGCCUUUGAUAACAUGCCUCCUAAGCCUGCAGCAAGUAUGUCCCUAUCCAAUGCCGGCGGUGGCGGCCGAGGAGGCGAGGCGGCCGGGGGUCCGCCGGAGAUCCGGUGCUGA